AUGUCCAGUCCACUAUCAAUUUUAUCCGAAAAGUAUCACAGCGACCUAUUCGGCCAGACGGGUGGGGCAUCACCACGCAAAUUGUCUUUCAAGAGUAUCCUUUCGACAUCUGCCGCGCAAUCACGGACGUUAUUCAUGCAGGUCAUUCUCUUGCGAUUUCCAGACAUCAAGUUCCUCUUCUCCCACAACGGUGGAGCUUUGCCCUUUCUCGCCGAUCGCAUCGGUGCACAGCACAUCGAUGAAAUGAUAGCAAAGAACAACGAUGGCCUGAGGCUUCGAGAUAUUGCCUCGACGAGAAAUCUCUAUCUCGAUACCAGCAUAUAA
Exophiala aquamarina CBS 119918 is the source of this 324-nucleotide messenger RNA. RefSeq lists its product as uncharacterized. The coding region runs from base 1 to 324 and encodes 107 amino acids. Lineage: Eukaryota; Fungi; Ascomycota; Eurotiomycetes; Chaetothyriales; Herpotrichiellaceae. The record is from RefSeq and is a predicted model, not a curated record. The transcript is spliced from 2 exons.